Cheilinus undulatus (humphead wrasse) is the source of this 10205-nucleotide messenger RNA. Its product is annotated as C-myc promoter-binding protein-like. The record is from RefSeq and is a predicted model, not a curated record. Gene Ontology annotation, cellular component: ESCRT I complex; cytoplasmic vesicle. The transcript has 34 exons. Bases 320 to 6295 code for a protein of 1991 amino acids. Gene Ontology annotation, biological process: regulation of Rab protein signal transduction. Gene Ontology annotation, molecular function: protein binding. Lineage: Eukaryota; Metazoa; Chordata; Actinopteri; Labriformes; Labridae.
GAGCGGACAGCCGGCUCCGCACAGUGACUGACAGACAGAAGAAGCCUCGCUCGGGUUGGACAGCUAACGGGAUACGCUCUGUCAGAAUAAAAGAAACAAAAACAACCGAGCACUUCUCCUCGCCUUCUCGGUACCGGCUGGGCUGAAAUGACUCAAAACCGUUAGACGACACUGGCUGAAGUUGUGCGCGAGGACUAAUUUGACGUCCACAAACGGGUUUCAAAUUCUACAUUUGGCAGCCUCUGAGGGAAUAAACAGAAUAACCAUUGACCAGAGAGGCUGGUGUCACCAAUUUCAUGGCAGCCGGUGGGGAUGGGAGAUGAUGGAGGACAAAGGCCCUCGUGUAGCCGACUACUUUGUGGUGGCCGGUCUGACGGACCCGUCCAAGCCGUUGGACCAGGAGAUCCACUUUGAUGAUGCCUGCCACAAGACGGCAAAGCCCAAGGCGCCAAUCACUGAUGUGGCCGUGGUGAUCCGUUCUAUGGGCGAGGAGACGCCGCCAGGGUUCACGUGUAUAGAGGAAACGCCAACCGGCCAUUCAGCUGAUCUAAACAAUGGUGGCCUCAUGGCACCACAGAUCUUCCUGUGCUACAGGCGAGGCCGUGACAAACCACCUCUCACUGACCUGGGCGUUCUGUAUGAGUGGAAGGAACGACUGAAGCAGGGCUGCCACCUCAUCCAGACCACUCCCUCUGGACGUCCAGCCAACAUCAGCGGGAAUUCCUCCCAGAGAAUCUAUGUCACGUACCGCCGGGCGCCAGAGAGCCAACCCCACACCGCGCUGGCUCUCACCGACAUCUGCAUCAUCAUCCCGAGCAAGGGAGAGACGCCGCCGCACACCUUCUGCAAGGUGGAGAAGAACCUCAACAGCAGCAUGUGGGGCUCCUCUGUCUACCUGUGUUAUAAGAAGUCUGUGGCCAAAACCAACACAAUUGCCUACAAAGCAGGUUUAUUCAGCAGAUAUCCAGAGGAGGAUUAUGAGUCAUUCCCCCUGCCUGAGUCGGUCCCUCUCUUCUGCCUUCCCAUGGGAGCAACAAUUGAGUGCUGGCCAGCAAACACCAAAUACUCCCUCCCUGUUUUUUCCACCUUCGUUCUCACCGGAGCCUCAGGAGAGAAGGUGUAUGGUGCUGCCAUUCAGUUCUAUGAGCCUUACCCACAGGAGUGUCUGACUGAUCAGCAGUGUGCCCAGCUGGGUCUCCUGAGCCCGGAUCCAAACAAACCAUCAGCCUCCAAAACCACACCAUCAUCCAAUAACAACACCACUAACAGCCCCACUAUUCCGCGCUCCGUUUACACCAAUAAGUGCAUCUGUUUGCUCUCCCAUUGGCCCUUCUUUGACGCUUUCCGCAAGUUUCUCACAUUCCUCUACCGCUACUCCAUCUCAGGCCCUCACGCCCAGCCUAUUGAGAAGCACAUCUCUCAUUUUAUGCACAAAGUUCCCUUCCCUUCCUCCCAGCGGCCUCGCAUCCUGGUUCAGCUUUCCCCUCAUGAUAGCUUGAUGCUGAGCCAACCGGUGUCUUCUCCUCUACCGCUCAGUGGUGGCAGAUUUUCCACGCUGCUUCAAAACCUUGGACCAGAAAACGCUGUCACCCUGCUGGUGUUUGCAGUAACUGAACAUAAAAUCCUGGUCCACUCGUUACGACCCGCGGUGCUGACCAGCGUCACGGAAGCCCUUGUGUCUAUGAUUUUUCCGUUCCACUGGCCGUGCCCGUAUAUCCCUCUGUGCCCACUGGCGUUAGCUGACGUGCUGAGCGCCCCCUGUCCAUUCAUUGUAGGAGUGGAUUCCCGCUAUUUUGACCUCUAUGAUCCUCCACCUGAUGUGAGCUGCGUGGACCUGGACACAAACACCAUCUUCCACAAUGAAGAUAAGCGAGCCCUGACAUGGAAGAUCCUGCCAAAGAAAGCCUGUAAAAACCUCAUGAAUGUGCUGAGCAAUCUCUACCAGCAACUGGUGGAUGGUCAGUACCGGCCUGAUGGGCUGCUAGAGCUGAGCAUGAGUGACACAUCAGAGCUGAGCUGUGGAAAAAGCCUCCACACAUUGGAGCUGGAGAUCCAAGAGGCCUUUCUGCGCUUCAUGGCAGCCAUUUUGAAAGGAUACCGAUCCUUCCUGCGACCCAUCACCCAGGCACCCUCAGAGAAAGCCACAGAUGCCAGCUCACUUUUUGACUUGCAAGGGUUCUUGAAGAGCCGCGACCGCUCUCACCAGAAGUUCUACUCACUGAUGACCAAAACUCAGAUGUUCAUCCGCUUUAUUGAGGAGUGCUCUUUUGUCAGCGAUAAAGACGCCAGCUUGGCCUUCUUCGAUGACUGUGUGGACAAGCUUUACAAUUCAGAACGGAGUGCAGACAAAGCAAGCAAGGUGGACGCUGACAAGCCGGAGGAGGCCCGGCUGAUAGAGAUUGAUGAAUCCCAGCGCAGCGAGCACACAGUCUUCAUCACACCUCCAGAGCUGCCUCCUCUGCCCGAUGGGGAGGAAUAUCCUCUCUGCUACAGGUAUGAUGGUUUCCCAGUGUUGAGCCUUGACCUGUUCGACCCUGUGGAGGGCCUGCGGACCCCCUCCUCCCGCCUCGCUGCCAGGCACAGCUGUCCCACCAGCCCUGCCCCCAUGUUUAGACGUACCAAACAGGAGAUAAAAUCAGCUCAGAAGAUAGCCAAGAAGUACUCAUCGAUCCCUCAGCUGUGGUCCAAAUGUCUGCUCCGUCACUGCUAUGGCCUGUGGUUCAUCUGCCUGCCAGCGUAUGUAAAGGUGUGCCACUCCAAGGUGCGGGCGCUUCGCACCGCCUAUGACGUUCUCAGAAAGAUGCAGGCAAAGAAACUACAGCCCCCUGAUGAGGUCUGCUACCGUGUGCUGAUGCAGCUGUGUGGACAGUAUGGUCAACCUGUGCUGGCAGUCAGGGUCCUGUUUGAGAUGAAGAAGGCCGGAGUUCACCCCAAUGCCAUCACUUAUGGCUACUACAACAAGGCAGUUUUGGAGAGUACGUGGCCCUCAAGCACCAGAGGAGGAUACUUUCUGUGGAUGAAGCUAAGAAAUGUUGUCCUAGGCGUGGCACAGUUCAAACGGGCGCUUCGACGGCAUGCUCCCCUCACUCAAAGCCCACUCUCAGAUGGCAGUGACCUGGACGCUGUGAGUCACGGCAGCCUGGAUAGCUCUGCCGACACUAACCUGGCCGAGCAGGGCCCCUUCGCUGCUGACUCCGCCAAAGUUUACCCUACUGAUGAUAGAUCUAGCACAGGUGAUCAGUCAGAUUUGGGUUAUAACUCGCUGUCCAAAGAGGAGGUUCGGAGAGGAGACCCCAGUGCCCCUGACUCGGCCCCUGACAAAGAAGACAAGAAGGAGAGCGACUGCAGCUCCUUGUCAGAGACGGAGAGCAGCAAGGGAAGCAAAGACUGCCUCCCUCAGCUGGACGUAGAAGUCCAGUCCUCCUUCAAGCCCAGAGGAAUCGUUCGCAGCAGUUGUGCAUUUGACGAUUCAUCGGGUAAACCCAAGAGCUCCGCCAGCGCAGGCCAUGUCGCAGGUCUCCUCUUCACAUCCUCUCUGGAUGAGAUCGGUGAAGUCCAGUCCAACAGUUUGCUCAGGAGACAUAAGAGUGCACUGGAGGAGGUGGUUGGCAGCUCUGGUGGCGGUUCAGCUCUUGAUUGGCAGGGUGUGAGAGCUCGCCGGCUGAGUGGUGAUACUGUGGGCAGCAGCGGCAGUGGCACAACUGUCCUCGGUCUGGGUAUGAGCCAGGGGGAAACUGACCCAGAAAAGAUAGCUGGACACCUGGGGGCUGAUGUUAAAAUUCUCUCUGGGGCAAACUUCAGUAAGAAAAUGAGGCCUCGAUCGCUAGUUUUAGGUGGGUCGGAGGUUGCUGCUGCUGCUAAGAUUGGUGUGACCAGGUGUCAUGACCACAUGGAGGAGGAAGAGGAGACAGAGGGCCCAGACUCCAGUGAUGAGGACAGAAGUAAUACAGAUGCCAUUUUUGAUUUUGAAGAUCUGGACUUAGACAAACCGGCUGCAAAAGGAGGCAUCGGCUCUAAAAAGUCUCAUAAAAAGCCUGUUGGACGCAGCGCCAGUUAUGGAGGCAUAAGCACUGAGGUGUCCAGAGGUGUUGUUAAACGCACAGACAUCAAAACAGGCUACGAUCCUUUGUCACUUCUGGUGGCAGAGUCCCAGUCUGAGCAGCAGAAUGAGGAUCAGGACCCAGAAAGUGAUGAAGUCAGCACGCCGAGCGCCCGUCGGCACCUCGCCAGGGAGAUCGAGCUCUACAUGAACCACAUGGGCAGCCCGCUGAGCAGCCGAACUCCCAGUUUGGACCUACAGGACCCUUCUAGCCCCACCCUUCUCCAUUCCACCUCCCUCUCUGCCCCCCGAAGAGCCAGCCUGCCCCACAGUUCCCCCCUCAGGACUGUGGGAGUACCGCGCUCCCGCACUUUCCAUCCGCCAUCCCCCUCAGAGGCCAUCUCACGUGGACGUCUGUGGUCGUCGCCUCCCCGCCGCAGCUCCAGCACCACUCCAAGCCCCAGCCCUCGACCUAGCCCAUAUAGGGAGAGGGCGGACAGGAUGAGCCUGGCCUCCCCUUCACCCUCCUCCUCCUCAUUCGCUCUUGACACACUUCUCACGCCAACACUCGACGUGUUUAAGACCAGUGUGGUGUCUGCUGGAAAGGGCGUGGCAGAGAAGGCAAGCCGCUGGUAUUCUCGUCUCGCUACGUACACCACGCCCACUAAGGAGGGUCUUAGUGAUCGCUUGAGUGUCUCCUCCUUCGGUGCUGCUGACCCAGACUGCUCCUCCAUGCUGGACGAGGAGGACUGUGGUGAGUCAGGGAGCUCUGUGGUUUCUCCUCAGAGAAACGGCCCGGUUGGACCUCGUAAGAGCCCUAGACGAAGCCCCUUCCGCAGCAGACUGGACAGCCCCACAGCAGGCUCAAACCGGGGGAGACCCACAUCACUGCUUCCUGGAUGUACCCUCUCACCUCCUGGUUUCCCUUUGCCAGACAAGUCAGAGCUUGGUUCUUCGCGCUACACCAGCAACACCAGCAUCUUUAACAACUACGCCAUGGAGCUGCUGAUCUCCAGCUGCUCCCGCUGUAAGACGUGUGACUGUCUGGUGUACGACGAGGAGAUUAUGGCCGGCUGGACUGCCGACGACUCCAACCUGAACACCACCUGUCCCUUCUGUGGAAACCCGUUCCUGCCCUUCCUUAAUGUGGAGAUCAGGGACAUGAGAGGGCCCGGCAGGCUUUUCCUGAAGGGCAGCCCAUCAGUGGAUGAGGCAAUGACAUCCUCAUACUCAGCAUCCACAGGUCUUGACACUGGGACAUCCACCUUAUCGACCCCCUGUCCUACGACAGCUGUGUCCCCUCCCUCCCCUGUCCAGGAGUGCUCUGGCUCUGGAAGGAUUCGAUUAACCGGAGCUCAAGGCAUCAAUAUUCCCACAGACCGCCGGCAGGGGGCGCUGUCCUCUGGAGGGCCCAUGGCUCGUAGCGUCAGCGCCUUUGGUCCUAUGGAGGAAACAACUCGACCCAGACGCUGUGUGCCAACGUCAGGCAGCCUGCCCAGCCGUCUCAGUGAAACCCCAGACCCUCUGAGCAUGGAGUGGCGCCUCCACAACCCAGAGCCUGUCACGGUUCCCUACCUGAGCCCUCUGGUUCUGUGGAAGGAGCUGGAGAGUCUGCUGGAGAACGAGGGUGACCCAGUGAUCACGGAGGCCGACAUGGUGGACCAUCACCCAAUCAUCUACUGGAACUUGGUGUGGUACUUCAGACGACUGGACCUGCCAAGCAACCUGCCGGGUCUGAUCCUGACCUCUGAUCACUGCAACAGAGACUCCCAGAUCCCUCGUCACUGGAUGUCUGAGGACAGCAAACACGUGUUGAUCCAGAUCUUGUGGGACAACCUGAAGCUGCACCAGGACGCCAUCCAGCCUCUCUACAUCCUGUGGAACACUUACAAUGUGGGUUACCCUCUGUCCCGGCCGGUCCCAGAGGAGGAGAGGCCGUUUAGUGAGGAGUUACUACAGGGUGUGGUGAGAAGCAUCCAGAGGAACGAUGUCAGUCGUCCGAUGUCUCAGCUGCUGCAGCUGCUGGGGCAGACGCUCGGAGUCAAGAGGCAGAGGAGUUUGUACCGGGACAUCCUCUUCCUCUCUCUGGUGGCUCUGGGAAAAGACAACAUUGAUAUUGACGCCUUCGAUCGUGAGUACAAGCUGGCUUACGAUCGCCUUGUGCCCAGCCUGGUGAAGCUGACCCAUAACUGUGACCGUCCUCCAAGCACGGGGGUGAUGGAGUGCCGCCGGACGUUUGGAGAGCCUUACCUGUAAAAAUCUCACCUUCACUCACACACAGUAGGAUUUAAACCUUUGCCACACACAUCAUCGCUUUAAGAUGAGCUCAGGAAACCUUUGGGAGGGAGGACUGUGAAUGUGCACUACGGGAACGAACAAGAAACUUUUAAUGAUUAAAACGGUACAGCGAUCAGCAAUUAUGUAGCCUGAAACUAGACAAAGGGAGGAUUUUAGAGACUUCGUAUGAACUGACAGUCAAUGGAAACAUGCCCAAACGCUCAUAAACACGACUUCAUCCAGCGCUGUUUCAUACGGCUUCAAUCCUGUGAAGAUGAUAUAAAUACCCUGUAAAUACACUACAGUAGAGGAUUUUUUUAAUGCCACAUUUAUAUUGUCAUACAGCAUAUGAAGACUAAUAUUAGCAAUAUUUUAACUUGAAAUAUUUAUACAUAGCAAGCUUUAUUUAUUGUUGUGUCUUCUGUUUGUCAGGUGUGGUCUUUGUGUCCUGUGGUCAUUUUUAAUCCUGUGUGAUGGGGGGCGUGUUCUGAUAAAUGAGGAUAUUGUUUUGUUAUCUGGUUUUAUUAUGUCUCGGUAACCCUGAUAUUUCUAAACUAUCCAUGAGUUUUUGACCAACAUGCUCAGUGGAAUCUUCUGCCAGUAGAGCGGCAUAUUUCAGCGACUAGGGAAAAAAUGUGGGAAAUAUGAAAAUGGUUAUCAAAAAUGGCUGUCAAAAGGAACAGUCUUUCUAAUUACACAUCACACCCUAUUUGUGAGCAACCACACCACGCUAAGGCUGGCUUCUUCCUUCUUUACCUAGGCCCAGGACAUGUACCUGCAUGAGUGUGGUAGGGAGUCUAACACCAGUAAAGAAACUGGAAUUUCAUGGUCAUGGUCAGAUGUACUCAAGAUUCCCUGGUGGUAAUCACUAGACCAUCCUGUGAUAAAAAAUAGGAAAUGAGAUUUUAACAUCUUGUAAUUUCUUGCUGAGGAAAAUUCCUUAAAACAAACACUUAUAUUUUAACUGUGUUGUUUUUUUGUCGUCCAUUUUUAAGCCAACAAGAUAAACUGUUAUAUUUUUGUUUCUCAUGCCCUCAUCUAACAGGUCGGGCUUUAAUUUGUUGUCUGAUCCUAACAUAAGCAUAUGUUCACCUUAACUGAAGGGUAAAAACGCAUCUAUAGUGCUCAUGAGUUACUUUUUUUGUUCAGGAGGCUGAUAGGAUUUUGUGAAUAAUAAGAUUUUAUGAUUGUCAUUUCUUUGUUUUUACCUGAAGUCACUGAGAUUUUCAGUUAAUUUUAUUUUACAAAUAUCACCACAUUAAACAUCCUGUUGUAUCGUUUUACACCAUGAAUGAAAUUCAAUCACAGCUUUAUCUCAACCAGAACACUUUUGAACCAAAAAUAGACCUGAUAAGUGCUUACAUGACGUAGUAAUGAUCUAAUACAGCUGCUUAAGAGGCACCAGUCAUUUCAGCAGACUUCAAAAUAACGGUUGUGAUCCUUAUCCCGGUGUUGAUCAUAUUAGGGUCAGGAUAUGGUGUUUUCAGACACACAGAGAAACUUAAUUAUUCACAUCACUGUAGAUGUGGCUUGUCUAGCAAUUACAACAGACAGACUCUCAUCUAGAGCCAGUUAUGCAGACAGCACACCGAGAUAUGUGACUCUCUGCUCAGCUCUACCAGUGUCCACUACAAACAGUUAGAUAUUCAUGGCUUAGCUGGGUGGUAUCAUCUGCUGCUGGCUCGAGCCAGACAGAUACUGGCUGGUGGUUUCAGGCUCAGGUGGCUCAUUCUGCCGUCUGUUUGAACUUCUAAUUAUAUCCACUGCUUUCAUUACAAAAAGACAAAACUCUUAGUCACUCCAGAAGUGAGAUCCGCUCAUUGGUGCAGCAGUGUGAGUUUUACUGAUGCAUCACUUGGCUGAGGCUGUAUCAGCACCUGUAGUCGACAGCUGUCAGAUGGCAUUGUUAAAGGGAUAUUUCUGUAUUUUUGAAGUUGGGUCAUAUGAGGUAUUUGACGAUGCAGUGGCAUCAGCUUCCAGAGAUUUCAGUUCUAAAGGCAUUGCCUUUUCAAGAAGACUCACUGGUACUGACAUGGAAGCUAGGCUAUACAGUGCUACAGACCGGUAUAGUUCCUCUGCUGUAUUUAGGAAGUUUAAAGUUAAAAAAAGAAAUGGGCCAAAUGAAACAACAUUUGCACAAUUGUAAGCUAUAUCCAGCAUUUUCAAGGGUCUUAUUUUUCACCUGGAAAACCUCUGUGUUUGGUACUAUUUUGCAGUGAAAGCUGGGGCUACCAGCUACAUGCUCUUCCACCUCAGCUGUUUGGGUUGGCUAGCUUCAUCUGAGUAAACAACAAGUAACUACGCUAAAACAACACCAAAAUGAGCAAUUUUGACUCAAGUGAGACACAGUACUCUGGGUGGUGUAGACUGGCUAGCAGGAGAAAUCCAAGUUACCUGGUGGAGUAGGUGUGAAAACUGUGAGCUCAUUUCUGUGAACACGGAGUUACUGUUGUUAGGCCUUAACAACAUUUCUUUAGGACAUUUCUGAUCCAGGAUAGUGGCUCACAUGUGUCUGCAGCCUGCAUCACUCUCCAUCCAGAGUUCCCCGCCUUACUGAACACCUGUGUUUUACAACCUUCUUUAACUUCCUGGAGAUAAAUUGGAGAAAACCUCCCCGAACAGAAGAGCUGGAUUCAAAUUUGCUAUCCAGUUAAGUUUAUGGCUGUGGCUUUAUUCUUCUAAUGAAUUAGAUGAGCUUAAUUAGACUUGUCUAGAAAAUGGAAAAAAUGACAAUUACAAAAGCUACAGUUAGCCCGAUACUUUAUGUAAAAAAAGCAUGCCAGAUGUUGAAGUGGAAAACUGAGCUGAAAUAACUAGUUUUAAUUUACUUGUUGUGCCUUCUGACUGAGCUUGCAGACCCAGACAGCUGAAUAGAGACUGGGGCUUGCAUUGCAAAAUAGUGCCAAACACAGAGGCUUCCUGGGUGAAAAAUAAAAUGCUCCAAAAAUUUUGAUAUACUGUGCAUUUUAGCCAGCAUUGCUUUUUGGUCAUUUUCCUUCAUAAACUUGCUAAAUCAUGUGGAGAAGCUCUAGCUUUCUGCAGUGCUGUUUAGCCUUCCUUCCCCAAGUGAGUCAAGCCUGUAGGAGCAGUAUUUACUGAAAUACGUACCUUAUACGUGCCAACUUGAAAAGCUGGCACGUAUAAGGUAGCUGGACGACUGUCCUCAUCCUAGUAUACAAGCAACAGAGGAAAAUCUGUUGAACUGAAUUAUGUUCGACUCUGCUGUGGUAUUUAGCAUUAUGCCCCCUUUCACUUAUCUACCAGACCUAGUUCUGGUUGACUUUGCUUACAAGUUAGCAAGCAGCUGACUGUCUGUAUGUCAGUGGUAAAGAUAUGAAUAUUUUUGCAGCUCUGAACAUCUGAAACAUGCCCUAAAACGGUACAAGAUUCUGGAGGGGAAAAAAAAUCAUGUGAUAUCAUAGAUUUUAAAAAAGACUCUUAUUUUGGUGGGAAAAGACCUUGUAAAUGUCUGACAUAAUGACUGUCUUUAAGUGUAUUUUAUCAAACCGUGGUUGAAGGAGGGCCCUUGAGUCUGAGUCUGGGUCUCAUGAACGUCAACCAUUUGUUUGAUUCACAGCAGAGAGACAACAAAGUAUAAAACAACAGGUUUUAUUCUGAAAAGUAAACAGAGUUUCCAGUGAAGGAUGAAUUGACUCGAUAUGAGCAGCUGAAACCGGCUGUGAUCAAUCUGUGGAUUUUCUUGUUUAAUAGUUGUAUAAAUGAAUGAUUUUUUCAGACUCUGGGGCCAUGUACAUUUGAACUGCCCUUUGUAGAAAUCACAUUUUAUAACAGUUUAUGUGUAAAGACCCUUUUUAGAUGUGCUGGAGGUUUGUGCCGUGAACAGAUCUGCAGGACUGUAAAACUGUAAAUAAAAUCACUCACUCUCUCA